GAGGCUGGUUCCCUGCUUGUUCGUAUUCUUGAGCUGAACCCUGAACGCAGCAUCGUUCAGUAAUCAUGGCGCCGGCCAAAAGACGCAACGUGAGUUCGGCAAAAGCUGCAAAACAACGUAUAAAAACAGCUAAAAUUGACCUAAACGACAGAGUCGAGCUUAUACUUCAAAGCAGAAAACACGCCAACGACGUUUUUGACGUCCUCGAGGGCCUUCAGUCGGAACAAGAGAAGGAUGUUGUCAAUGCUAUCGAUGCCUCCAGCAAGUUGUUCUGCACCUUGGUGGAGAGAACGGAGCUGUUCAGGGGGAAGCUGCCCGAAGAGGAGGAGGCGUUGAAGGGAGGAUACAGCGCUGAGGAAAAGUACAGCAUCUUCAUGAGACACCGGUACCACAGCUGCGUGGAGAUGCUCCUGGAGCACCUCAGCAGCGAAGCUUACGGCGUCAGGGAGAGUGCUUUAUGCAGCCUGAUGAAGUUUGCAGCAGCAGUAGGACAGCAUCCGCUUGAGGACUUGGACUGGAGUGAACAUUACAGCUUCCCAAGAGAACUCAUACAGACAGUGGUGGACAGGCUGUUGUGCAAAACUACAGACAACUCCCUGCUGAUCUCGAGGUUCCAAGAGUUCCUUGAGCUGGAGGAUGUCCGCUAUUAUGUCAUGAGUUCUGUUCGUGCGAGUGUGGCCACUGUCAUGGAAAAAAACAAAGGGGCAGAGAUGUCUUUGUAUCAGAACAACGUGUUCAGUCUUAUGUCCAAUAUCAGCAUGCCAAGUAAGGAGUCUGACCUCAGCAACUUUAUGGUUAAACAAGCAGCCAAACAUGAGGACUGGAAAGCUGCUAAACUGCAUGAACACAAGCGUGCUUUUGAGAGGAUGUGGCUUGGUUUUCUCAAGUAUAAGCUGCCAAGCAAAAUGUACAAAAGUGUCCUGGUGGUCCUCCAUGACUCCAUUUUGCCUCACAUGAGUCAACCCACACUUAUGAUCGACUUCCUGACUGCUGCUUAUGAAAUUGGUGGGGCAGUUAGCCUGCUGGCCCUCAAUGGCCUUUUCAUCCUCAUACAUCAACACAACCUAGAUUACCCUGAUUUCUACAAGAAGUUGUAUAAUCUUCUCGAGCCCUCCAUUUUCCAUGUGAAGUACAGGGCACGCUUUUUCCACCUAGCUGACAUCUUCCUCAGCUCCAGCCACUUACCAGUGUACCUGGUGGCUGCAUUUGCCAAACGCCUGGCUCGCUUGGCUCUCACCGCACCACCUACUGCGCUCCUCAUUGUGCUGCCCUUCAUCUACAACCUGAUCCGUCGCCACCCGUCCUGCAGAGUCCUCAUUCACAAGCCCAGCACAGAGGACGAGUCUUUGGAAGACCCAUAUGUCAUGGAUGAAGAGGAUCCUGCUCAGUGUCAUGCAUUAGACAGCAGCUUGUGGGAGAUCAUGACAUUACAGAAGCACUACCAUCCAGAUGUGGCCAAAGCUGCUAUGUUGAUUAGGAGACCCCUGUCAGUACAAGAAGAUGACAUCGGUGAGGUGCUAGAGACAACAACAUAUGAGCUGAUGGAGAGGGACCUGAAGAUCCAGACCAAGAACAUCCCUCUGGAGUUUGAAACUGCCGUACAGUUACUGCAGGGAGGGGGUGACGCAUUGGGACAGAACUUCUGUCUGGAAUAAAUGAACAGACUGGAAUGAUUUUGUGUUUUUUAUUUGAGCGACCAGUUCAUCUGUUAAGGUGGACAAAUUAUGGACAGACCUCCCUUCAUAAAACAUAUCAAGAUACUUCUGGAGUACGUUGUGCAACAGUUGUGACAAUUGUGGAUCAAUAAAACAUAUCAAAGUCCA
Betta splendens (Siamese fighting fish) is the source of this 1823-nucleotide messenger RNA. It is a transcript of the gene noc4l, whose product is annotated as nucleolar complex associated 4 homolog. The transcript is spliced from 15 exons. NCBI's taxonomy places the organism in Eukaryota, Metazoa, Chordata, Actinopteri, Anabantiformes, Osphronemidae. The record is from RefSeq and is a predicted model, not a curated record. Gene Ontology annotation, biological process: ribosome biogenesis. Gene Ontology annotation, cellular component: Noc4p-Nop14p complex; nucleolus; small-subunit processome. Bases 66 to 1655 code for a protein of 529 amino acids.